AUGCACACCGCCCCAUCAACACAUCCAAAUCAAAUCCGCUCCGCUUGUGAGCGCUGUCGCCGUCAAAAGCUCCGAUGUUCUCGCCCUGUCGGCCCCAGCGCCACAUGCGCCCGUUGUUCCCGUCUCAACCUACACUGCCAGGCCGGUCUGCAGCGUCGCGUCGGGCGACCACCCAAGAAGGACGACGUGGUUGAAGCUGUGGAAAUCGUGCUUCGUAGCGGCCCCGAUUCGCCGCAGCCAAUGGAUGAUGGCAUGCAGUUUAUCCAGGGUCUGCUGGACGAUUCGACAUGGAAUCUUGACCCUUUCUGCGGUUAUUCGCCAGAAACUCUUCCGUUUCCUAUGGAAACAUGGCCUGCUGUGCAGACUCUCGAUGCCCAAGAUGUUGAGCAGCCCGUCAUCAGACCUAGUGAGCAGCUGUUUGAGAAAUUGUCAAGGCUGAAUGCGGAUAUCCACCGGGGAAGGGAAUUUGCUGCUCAAUUUGUGAGCAAUUCCGAUUUGCACGAAUUUAUUUGCAAGGUUCAUAGUACCAUGAAUGGUUAUGAGAAUGUACAGAUGGUCUUGAGGACGGCACAGGACUUUCUGGUUGUCCUGAAAACGCUGCAUCAACAGCUUGGCACGCGCUCUGUUUCCUGCUACGGCCGGCAGCCAUAUACAAACAAAAUGAUAAUGGCACUUACUGCAGAUACACCAACAUCUUCCGCUUCAUCACCACCCUUUCUCUCAUCCGGUGGUACAACGCCAACAUCCGGAAGCUCUGCUCCACGGCUUCCUCCCGUCUUUGAUUCACCAACCAUGUUUCUCAUCAUAUCUUGUUACGUCCAACUCAUCAAGCAUCUUGAAUUUGUCCUCAAAUUAAUCUUCAACUCAAUAUCGGACCCACGACGGGAUCUGAUUGACUCAGCUCCCAUGGCGUUUGCUGAGGUACCACUGAUUGAGCCAUCGACCCAAUUUGUUCUCUUCUCCGAGCUGCUUCGGCAUGUUAUGAGUCAGAUUAAUCUGCUGGUCGGGUUUCCUAGCCCUUGGUCCAGCAAGACUGCUUGGACAGGUUUGAUGACGUGUCAAAGAUACAAGGAUAUGCUGAAUUCUGAGCUGGGUGUUGUGGAAGACGGGUGGACAACACGGCCAAGUAAGUUGAUGGAGUUGAACAGAAUAACCAAAGGCAUGCUUGAUGAGCUUUCCAUGGUGGGAGUAUACUAA
Molecule: messenger RNA, 1197 nt
Organism: Fusarium venenatum
Lineage: Eukaryota; Fungi; Ascomycota; Sordariomycetes; Hypocreales; Nectriaceae
Biological process (GO): regulation of DNA-templated transcription
Molecular function (GO): zinc ion binding; DNA-binding transcription factor activity, RNA polymerase II-specific
Source: RefSeq, a predicted model, not a curated record